AUGUCAAAGUCUACCGGCAUGCUUGCCACUCUAGCGCUGCUGCUUGCUCCUACCGUUGCUGGUGCUGCAUGUCCAUCUCAAUCUGCUUCUACCGUUCACGCCACCCACACUGUCACAACUCCCGAGCCAGCUUACUCCUCUAAGCCUGGUAAUUCAAGCGAGUCUGUUUCGUCUGCCGAUCUUGUCUUCCACAAUGGUUCCAUCUACACAUUGGACGCACAAUCAUCAAAAGUUGGUGCCCUCGCAGUCAAGGAUGGAAUCAUCACUUUUCUCGGCUCUAGUGAAGGCGUCACUCGUUACAUUAGCAAUGCAACCAAGGUCGUAGACCUCAAUGGACGAGCAGCCACCCCAGGAUUGGUCGACGCCCACAUGCACAUUCUUUCUGGUGGAGCCUUCCUUCUCAAGUGUGACCUGAACUACCAGCCACUUGAUCUUCAGGCGGUUCUGAAACAUAUCCAGGGCUGUAUAGAUGGCGAGACGGAUGCAGCCGCCGAAGCCUGGCUCGAGGUGGUGAACAUGGACUACCCGAGUCUCAUCACACGAAGCGGCCCAGUCACCAAGAAGGAUCUGGACACGCUGAAAACAACGAGGCCAAUGCUCAUCAGAUCGAGUGACUACCACACCGUGCUGGUCAACUCCAAAGCAUUGGACCUCUCCUCAAUAACAGCCAGUACCCCAAACCCAGGAAACGGCAUCAUUGAGCGCUUGGCAGGGAAUGAGCCCUCAGGUGUUCUUCAGGAUAAUGCUUUCGCGUUGCUAUCCGGUCCUCCACCUCCUACAGACAAGGAAAAUGUGGAGGCAGGGCGUGCUGCUCUAGAGCUGCUCCGACAAGCUGGAAUCACUACCUUUCAGGAGGCUGCGGCUAGCGAAGAGCACCAUACAAUUUUCCAGACUUUGCUGGCCAAUGACGAGUUGAGCGCACGCGCAUACUUUGACUACCGAAUUGAGGCUCCCAAUGGGACGGCCGGUGUAGCUGAUCUCGUUGCAAAGACGCUGGCUACGGUCGGUCCUUUACACGACAACUCAACUCUGCAGCGCAAGCCAUCGCUCAAGUGGCAGGCAAUUAAGCUCUUCCUUGAUGGUGUCAUCACAUACCCAGCCAGCACCGCUGCUCUCAUCGACCCGUACUGGCUCCCGGUCAAUGGAACGAACGAGACUGUCUGGGCGGCAGACAAUUCCACUUUGGUCAAGACAUACUGGAGCCCUGAAAUCCUGACCCAGACCCUGGAGGGACUCUUCCUGGGGGGUCUUGAUGCACAAAUGCACGCGGACGGUGACCUUGCAGUUCGCACUGGCCUCAAUGCAGCCCAGUCGUUCCGUGAAAAACAUCCCGAGCACGAUUUCCGCCUGGGCCUUGCUCACGACGAGCUCUCCCACCCAGAUGACUGGCCUCGGUUUGCUGAGCUCGGCGUGGAUGCUAUCAUGAGCUUCCAGUGGUCUCAGCUUAGCUCCUUCUACGUUCCAAGCACUUUCGAGUCCCUUGCGGACUAUCGCCUCAAGAACCUGCAGGCAUAUGCUCAGAUCGAGAAGGCCGGACGACCUGUAGUGUACGGAAGCGAUUGGCCAAUCGAUCCUCUCGAUGAGUUCUUGGCUCUUAAGGUGGGUGUUACGCGCAGGGGCGAUCCUGAGAACCCCAACUCUGCAGCUUCGCAGGGUGCCCCCUACGAUGGCACGUUUCCUGGAGAGGGCCUCUCUCGUGAAGCCGCCUUCCGUGCUAUUACCACCAACAGCGCAAAGUUCCUCCGUGCCAACAACCAGAUCGGCUCACUGGAAGAGGGUAAAUUCGCCGACAUCAUCGUUCUGGAGAACGACUACUUCACUGUCCCUGAGGAGGCGUUAGGUCGCCAGAAAGUCCUACUGACUGCUGUGGGUGGCGAGGUUGUGUACGUCGCUGAAGGUGCUGGUGCAGGCUUUGAGCAAGUCACUGCGAAGUUCCCGAACAGCAGUGGCAAUUCGACGUUGGCAAGAAGGGCUAUCGGCGGCCUUGAUCGCACGCAAUUGUCGCGAAGCGGAAAGAAGGCAGCUGCGAAGUUAAGGAAAAGGCAGACAUGUCUGCACAAGCACUAGAUAGUACUUGCUGUCAGCUGGACACAAUACAGAAAUGAACAAAUUUCAACGAUCAGUC
Parastagonospora nodorum SN15 is the source of this 2125-nucleotide messenger RNA. RefSeq lists its product as hypothetical. Lineage: Eukaryota; Fungi; Ascomycota; Dothideomycetes; Pleosporales; Phaeosphaeriaceae. The transcript has 2 exons. Bases 1 to 2067 code for a protein of 688 amino acids. The record is from RefSeq and is a predicted model, not a curated record. Gene Ontology annotation, molecular function: hydrolase activity, acting on carbon-nitrogen (but not peptide) bonds.